AUGAUGGAGUCGCUUAUGCAGGAGCGUCUGGAUUCCUUAUAUACUCUUUGUCAUAAAGGGUAUGUGUUCCUAAGAGAUGCUAUCUCCCAAAAGGAUACAGCACUGGCAGGGCUUUUUGAUGAUGAGCGGUCGGGAUUUCAUGAAUGGGGAAGAAGCGCAAAGAUAUACCUGGCGCCUCAGACUCCGUUACGGACUGGUAACCUGGAGUACCGCGGGAUCCGGCGAUCCAUAUUGAAACUCCUGAAGCAAGUGGCUCUGGGGCUGGAGAACCAGAUGCAAGCCACCGCAGAUCAUAAGCCCUUGAGAGAAAUUGUUCUCUCGCCAGAGGCCGCCUUAAAUUUGUUCGUAUCUCCCACUUUCCGGGUCACUAAAAGUUGCUGGACGCGACACAAGCAAACGGAGUUACGAGCCCUGGUUUCAGAACUGGCUGCGUACAACGAAGAUCUUCUGAGACUGUUACGACGUAACCAGGAUAUGGGGAUUGCUCAGAAGCUCAUCCUAGAUGUUUUCGAUACCGCAACCCACACGUUUAGACCGGGAAACCCUAAGGCUGCGAGUAUAAUCGAGCUGCGUGAGAUAAACGAACGCAAUAUCUACGAAGAAAAGUUGGGAUCUGAGACAGGCUCUAUCGAAAAUACUAUAGCCUCUUCAUCAUCAAACCCUCCGCCCGCGGCAGUUGAGUAUAAUUUGGAGAUCCCCAUUUCCUGUUUCCAGGGCUUUGAGACGCCAAAGAUCCCCCGAGUGGUCAUUGAUUGUACAUCGCCUGAGAGCAACAUUGCAAAGUCUCCACUUACCCGGUAUCGUUAUGUUUACAAUUCAGAGAAGUCCUGGAGUGAAGAACUUGUCUUUGUAGAAUGGCGGUUGCGCAACCACGGUGUCAGGAAAACAUUUGACGCAGAAGCCCAAGCGAAGCGAUACAGUCACUUCGUUCGACUUCUACAACGGACUUCUAGGACUGACCCAGGACUCUGCACGCUACCCUGUUUGGGCUAUAGUUUGGCGACAGGACAGCUGCCUGAUGGUAAUAAGUGCCCUAUUGUGGGAUACGUUUUCAGAUUCCCAAAACACGCCAAUAGUACGGCCCGAAUAUUGACACUCGAUGACAAGAUCGCGUCCUGCCCCGGAAUUCUCGCUUCACCAAGUCCCAACUUAGAGAGCCGUUUUUAUCUUUCACAAAAACUCACCCUUGCACUAUUACAGCUGCACAUUGCUGGGUGGAAGCACAGGCAGCUCUCCAGUAGCAACAUCAUCUUCUUCCGGAAUGAGGGAGAUCGAUGGGACGACCUAAGCAAACCGUACAUUAGCGCCUGGCAGUGCCUUUCGGACGACUAUAUAAUGCAGGGCAACAAUACAGACAUUGAUAUGAAGUCAAUUCGAUUUUGGAAAGGCGAAGAUCUGAAAAGUCUUGCAGUCAUAUUGAUGCAGAUUGGACUUUGGGAAUAUCCUUGCAACGCAUACCACAGACUUUCGAACUCAAAUUUACCCGGUGUGUCCAUGGACUACCGCGGUCCUUUCUCACUACAACAUGUACAGUCUCUGUAUAGAGUCCUUGGGGCACAACUUAGAGCGAAAAUGGGCAGCCAUUAUGCCAAGUCUGUGAAGGAGUGCUCACAGGGCCCAUAUCUUGCAUCGUCACCUGCCAGCCUUGAGGAGCAUCUUUUCAAUGACGUGAUGCCGGGUUUGUACAAAUCUGUAAAUAACUAG
Molecule: messenger RNA, 1704 nt
Organism: Aspergillus luchuensis
Lineage: Eukaryota; Fungi; Ascomycota; Eurotiomycetes; Eurotiales; Aspergillaceae
Exons: 1
Coding region: 1-1704 (567 amino acids)
Source: RefSeq, a predicted model, not a curated record